UUUUAACCCUUCAUUUCAUUCUGUUGCAAAUUUGCAACACACAUAUUUAGAGCGUCUGCUAUUACAGACGAUAUGCGUUAAAGCUUGAGUUCAUGCUGUUGCAUAUUUGUAGCACUCCUAUUAAGCACGUGCGCAAUACCGAUGUCGUUUACGGUUAGGUUUUUUAUGGUGUUGUGGGUUUAUGUGUCCACGUGUUUUGUGGAAUCAGUUGACUCGUGAAGGGCCUUGUAGUUGAAGGGGUUAAAAAAUUUAAAAAAUAGUUGAGUGAUAAUAAUACCUACCGUAUACUAUGGACAAUACAGGUAUGUUCAAAAUUAAUAAAAAUGUUUCUUUGUUUGUUAUAUCUUUGGGGGUUAUUUUAGCAAAAUAAUAUCUAUGUUGCUAAUAUGCAACAUCAUGAACUGUGGAUAAAAUUAUUUAUUUUCUUUGCAGAAGGUUCACGUCUUAGAAAAAGACCAAAUAAACUUCUAUCUGAUGCAGAACUGGAAGAGAUUGCUGCACAUUUGUGGGACGAUAGUGAAGAUGAGUUUGACUUUUCGGAUACGGAUAGUUUAGCUGAUCCGGAAUAUUUUCCAGAAGAAAUUGAAGAUGGUGAAAAUAAUGAGUUGAACACCGAUUUGCCGAUCAAUGAUGAUGAUAAUGACGGUAGAAAUGAAGUUGGUGAUUUGAUAGAAAAUGAGAUGCUACCAAACGAAAAUACAUGCGACAAUCCGGAGGCUCCAAUAUGUCAAAAGAACAUUCGAGAAAAAAUAACAUGGCGAAAAAAACAUUUAGCAAUGAAUGAAGAUGCCUUAAACUUUUUAGGCAAUUCUAGUCUCCCCAAUAAUAUUCUGGAACUUGAGACCCCUUACGAUUUUUUCAAGUACCUGUUCACUGAUUCAUUGCUCCAGACAAUUGUUGACCAAACCAAUUUGUACAGUGUUCAGAAGAACCCAAAUAAGCCGGCGAACAUAUCGAUGGGUGAUAUUCAAAAAUUUUUCGGUAUUGCAUUAUAUAUGUCGGUUAUCAAGCUUCCCAGGACACGUUGUUAUUGGAGACCAGAUAUUGGAAAUGCAACAAUUCGCAAAUGUAUGACAAUAAAUGAAUUUGAGACUCUCAAAAGUGUUAUACAUUUCAAUAACAACGAAAAUCUCUUGCCUAGAGAACAUCCCGAUUACGACAAUUUAUUCAGAAUUAGACCCCUUUUGACAGAAUUGAAUACAAGAUGUUCUUCAGUGCCAAUGGAAAACAAGCUUUCCAUCGAUGAGCAAAUAUGCGCAACAAAAUCAAAGCACCAUUUGAAACAGUAUAUUCCUAUGAAACCCCACAAAUGGGGUUUCAAACUAUUCAUGUUGUGUGAUACAUCAGGAUUCACCUACAAUUUUGAAAUAUACAACGGAUCCACAAAUACUUUCACAAAAGUGAAACCAAAUGAGAAGGAUUUAGGAGCCAGUGCUAAUGUUGUUGUUCGACUUUCAAGAGUGAUUCCGAGAAAUGAGAAUUUCCAGCUUUAUUGCGACAAUUACUAUACCUCAAUACCGCUGUUCUCGUAUAUGGCAAAAGAUUGA
This is a messenger RNA of Harmonia axyridis, 1547 nucleotides long. RefSeq names its product piggyBac transposable element-derived protein 3-like. Lineage: Eukaryota; Metazoa; Arthropoda; Insecta; Coleoptera; Coccinellidae. The record is from RefSeq and is a predicted model, not a curated record. The coding region runs from base 387 to 1547 and encodes 386 amino acids. The transcript has 2 exons.